AUGGGACUCGGAGGUGAUAUAGUUCAGAUGAACAUUGGGCAAAUCUUCCAAUCACCCUUUGUUCCCUCAGUAGAUCUCACUGGUCAAACUAUCGUGAUAACUGGCGCGAACACUGGUCUUGGAUUCGAAGCCGCAAAGCAUCUGUACAGCUUGAACGUUUCGUACCUCAUUCUUGCUUGCCGAUCCGAAAGGAAAGGUGAGAAGGCAAAGAACGAUGUUAUAGCGAGCUCGAGAAGGUCGACUCCUGGCAAGGUCGAGGUCUGGCCGCUCGAUAUGUCAGACAACGCAUCUAUAUUGGCUUUUGGAGAGCGACUCAAGACUUUGCCUUGUCUUGAUGCUUUCAUCGCCAAUGCUGGUGUGGACAGAAACCAUUUUGAGUUGGACCAGGGAUACGAGUCGUGCAUUACGAUCAAUGUAAUCUCAACAUAUUUGGUCGCGUUCCUAGCCCUACCGAAGCUUUACGAAUCAUCCAAGCUGAAUGGGAGACCAUCACGACUGGUCAUCGUUGGAACCGUUGUCCAUAUCUUUGCAAAGCACGAGUACCUUGUGCUACCUCAACCUGGACAAGUGUUUGCGUCUCUCAAUAACGAUCAGAAGGCCGAUAUGGGUGAUCGUUACAACCUUAGCAAACUCAUCUCUUUGUUGAGUCUGCAGCAGCUUGCGAAAGAGGCAUCGAUAAAAUAUGGCCAGGACACCCCGGUAAUUUGUUUUCCAAAUCCAGGAUGGUGCAGGACAGAGCUCUUUCGGACCAAUAAUGGCGGGCUUGGAGGCAGGAUCGGAUUGCGCCUGAUUGGAAGAUCAGCAGAAGAAGGAUCUCGCGCGCUCGUACAUGCCGCAGUCACUGAUGAAGAUUUCCAUGGGAAGUAUAUCAGCGAAUGUCGGGUCAAGCCAGUCUCGACUUGGAUGAGAACUGACGAGGCACCCAAGGUGGGCAUCAAAGUAUGGGCGGAAUUGAAAACCAUCCUGGAGCAUAUACAACCUGGUGUUACUCAGCUGUAA
Messenger RNA from Pseudovirgaria hyperparasitica, 999 nucleotides. Its product is annotated as NAD(P)-binding protein. NCBI's taxonomy places the organism in Eukaryota, Fungi, Ascomycota, Dothideomycetes, Acrospermales, Acrospermaceae. Bases 1 to 999 code for a protein of 332 amino acids. The record is from RefSeq and is a predicted model, not a curated record. The transcript is spliced from 2 exons.